GAUGCUAUAAAUUCCAAGUCGAUUCCCAAAUAUUAACCAGUUGUUACACAUUGCCGACUUCGUUGUCGCGUUAAGUUAAGUGGCUGACCCCAUCAUGAAGGUGUACUACCUCCUGGUGAGUGCAUGUUGCGUUUGGAUCGCCCCAGCGCAAUCUCAAUUUUACUAUUCACAUUACACCCCCCUCACUCAAAUCUCGCCGUACUUCCCCCAACCCUACCUGCCAGCACUUCCCGCCGUGUCACCACUCGCUUACACCCUACCGCAAAGUCAAGCCGGCAGCACUUCCGCAGCUUCAGUCACUUACAACAUACCCUCCGCCCCCUCAUCCGAGUUCCGUGGUUUCGGUUACCGCACCGACUUCCAAAACGGGGGCAGUGCCACCGUGUUUUACGUCACAGGUGCCGAAGCCGAAAGCCUGCGCAACUUCAAGGACUUCCCCAACUUCCGCAAGAAUGUGCUGGAGUCGCCCGUCGGGAAAGCGAGGAGUUUGGCGUCCGACAUCAUCGACGUGAAUGCAGUACCCGACGCGGGAGAGAAAAUCCAAAGCGUGCUGCAGCCGGUGGACUUCCAGAAGAUCUUUGAAACUUUGACGCCGGGGAUUGUUAAUUUUUACAGCAAUUUCCCGGCGGCGACUGUUCCGUUGGACGUGGCGCUGAAAAUCGCGAAUGGUACGAGUAAUGUGACGACGACGACCACUACGGCUGCUCCGGAGGAAGCCCAGGCUGCUGAGAGUGUUGUCAACGCGAAAGUCGUGAUCAACGAUGUUGAUAAUAUUAUCAAAGCGAAUGAGACGAGUGAAUCCACUACGGUUUCUGAAGCGCCACAAGCUAGUAGUACUACGGAAACUGCCGCUGAAACUAAAUCGACCGAAAGCUCAUCAACCGGUGAAGAGAAGUCCACGGCUUCCAAUGAGGAAGCUACAACUGUCGAAACCACGACUCAAGUGUAAAAUGAAGGGAUUUAGUAGAAUAAAAUAAAUUAUCAAUUUG
Zophobas morio is the source of this 989-nucleotide messenger RNA. RefSeq lists its product as uncharacterized. Bases 95 to 949 code for a protein of 284 amino acids. The record is from RefSeq and is a predicted model, not a curated record. The transcript is spliced from 2 exons. Lineage: Eukaryota; Metazoa; Arthropoda; Insecta; Coleoptera; Tenebrionidae.